This is a messenger RNA of Dermacentor albipictus, 3471 nucleotides long. RefSeq names its product zinc finger protein 84-like. Gene Ontology annotation, molecular function: RNA polymerase II cis-regulatory region sequence-specific DNA binding; DNA-binding transcription factor activity, RNA polymerase II-specific. Gene Ontology annotation, cellular component: nucleus. The record is from RefSeq and is a predicted model, not a curated record. Lineage: Eukaryota; Metazoa; Arthropoda; Arachnida; Ixodida; Ixodidae. Gene Ontology annotation, biological process: DNA repair; regulation of transcription by RNA polymerase II.
GGGAUUUUUCUGCGACCCAGUGAUUUAGAAGCACGCGUGUUUUCGACAUUACUUAUUAUUCUACAGCUCUUUACGUUUGGGCCGAGAAUUGUAUGGAGCAAAAAAAUGGGCCUCUCUCCCAAAUGGAAUAGUUCAUCAACAUCGGCACCAAUCGCGCCGACUCCGCGCGUGUUUCGGUACCAGAUUUGGUGUGUGCUGCUGGUUGUUUCUGCUGUUUUGAAGACCAAUGCUCCCUACCUCGUGUGCAAAGUGACAAUGAAGCUUCUUCAGGGAAGGGCAAAGGUGUUCAUUCACAUACACCGGAGAAGAGCCUUCUAACCCAAGAUCUGUAUUUAACUUUUUCCGUGCUUGGCGUCAGCACCCGGCGCACCCAGGCCAUCAGCAUCCGCGACACCGCAACCGUCAGUUGUCUUGACCCCUCCGCGUGACCCUGGCAGCUUUUCUAGUAACGGCACCGACAAAGUCAACAUCGAAGAAUGGCUUGGCAUAUAUGACCGCGUCAGUGCACACAACCGAUGGGACCCGACAGUGAUGCUCGCAAGGCCUGGUCGUCUGUCAGCAUGCAUUGAAGCAUUCCAGCUGUCCAACAAAUGCAGAUGGUGCAGUUUCAUGAAGGAUUCCACUACCGCUGUAACUCCUGUGUCUGGAUGGAUAAACUGUGAUCUGAAGUGCUCACCAGGAUCCAUGUAGGCCAACGUAUGUUUGAAUUCCAUUUGUGCACUCGGAUCUUCUCGCGAACGUUCAAGCCGAAGCAACACCUGCACUCACACAGCCAAGCGGCCAUUUGAGUGCCCUUCAUGCUCUCAGAGCUUCUCACAAAAAGUUAUUCUAAUGAAACACCUGUGCAUCCACAGAGGUGAGAUGCCAUUUCAUUGCCAUUUGUGUGCUAGGAGCUUUGCGGUGAAGUCAACAUUGAAGAAACACCUGCACACCCACACAGGCGAGAGGCCAUUUCAGUGCCUUGCAUGCCCUCAAAGCUUCUCACAAAAGUGUUCUCUGAAGCAACACCUGCACACCCAUACAGGCGAGAAGCCAUUUCAUUGCCCUUUGUGCCCUCAGAGCUUCUCACGAAAGAGUACUUUGAAGCGGCACCUGUGCACCCACACACGCGAGAAGCCAUUUCAAUGCCCUUCGUGCCCUCAGAGCUUCUCACAAAAGCGUUAUCUGAACCAGCACCUGUGCUCCCAUACAGGCGAGAAGCCAUUUCAAUGCCCUUCGUGCCCUCAGAGCUUCUCACAAAAGAGUACUCUGAACCAACACCUGCACACCCAUACAGGCGAGAAGCCAUUUCAUUGCCCUUUGUGCCCCCAGAGCUUCUCACGAAACAGUACUUUGAAAUGGCACCUGUGCUCCCAUACAGGCGAGAAGCCAUUUCAAUGCCCUUCGUGCCCUCAGAGUUUCUCACAAAAGCGUUAUCUGAACCAGCACCUGUGCUCCCAUACAGGCGCGAAGCCAUUUCAAUGCCCUUCGUGCCCUCAGAGCUUCUCACAAAAGAGUAGUUUGAACCGGCACUUGUGCACCCACACACGCGAGAAGCCAUUUCAAUGCCCUUCGUGCCCUCAGAGCUUCUCACAAAAGCGUUAUCUGAACGAGCACCUGUGCUCCCAUACAGGCGAGAAGCCAUUUCAAUGCCCUUCGUGCCCUCAGAGCUUCUCACAAAAGCGUUAUCUGAACCAGCACCUGUGCUCCCAUACAGGCGAGAAGCCAUUUCAAUGCCCUUCGUGCCCUCAGAGCUUCUCACAAAAGAGUAGUUUGAACCGGCACUUGUGCACCCACACACGCGAGAAGCCAUUUCAAUGCCCUUCGUGCCCUCAGAGCUUCUCACAAAAGCGUUAUCUGAACGAGCACCUGUGCUCCCAUACACGUGAGAAGACAUUUCGGUGCCCUUUGUGCCCUCAGAGCUUCUCACGAAAGAGUAAUCUCAAUCAACACCUGCACACCCACACAGGUGAGAAGCCAUUUCAGUGCCCAUCGUGCCCUCAGAGCUUCUCACAAAAGGGUAAUCUGAACCAGCACCUGCGCACCCACACAGGUGAGAGGCCAUUUCAAUGCCCUUCGUGCCCUCGGAGCUUCUCACAAAAGAGUAGUUUGAACCGGCACCUGUGCACCCACACACGCGAGAAGCCAUUUCAAUGCCCUACGUGCCCUCAGAGCUUCUCACGAAAGAGUCAUCUGAAUCUGCACCUGCGCACCCACACACGCGAGAAGCCAUUUCAAUGCCCUUCAUGCCCUCAGAGCUUCUCACAGAAGAAUACUCUGAAUCAACACCUGCGCACCCACACAGGAGAGAAGCCAUUUAAGUGCCCUUUAUGCCCUCAAAGCUUCUCACAAAAGUCGACAUGGAAGGUUCACCUGCACUUCCACUAAUGUGAGAGGCUGUUUCAGAGCCAUUCAUGUCAUGAGAACUUAUUGUGGAAGUCUGCAUUAAACCAACAGCCACGCAUCCAUACAGGUGGGCUGCCAUUUCAGUGCCCUGAAUGCCGUCAGUAAUCCUCAAAAGUCCUUACUGAAGGACCACGUGUGCAUCCACUCAGUGAGAGGCCAUGUGAGUACUCUUCAUAUACUCGGAUGUACUCGUGGAAAUUCGCACUGAACUUCACUUCCAUUAAUGUGAGAGGGUGUUUCAGGGUCCUUCAUGUCCUGAGAACUUGUGAAAGUCUGCAGUGUACCGACACCCGCUCAUCCUCACAAAGUCUGUAGUGAAGGAUCACCUGUGUAUCCACUCAGAAAGACACCAUGUCAGGGCUGUUCAUGUCCUCAGAGUUACUUCCAGAAGUUUGCACUGAACUGACACAUGCACAACCCACAUCAGCGAGAGGCCGUUUCAGUGCCAUUUCUACCAUCAAACCUUGGGACAUAAAAGCCACUUCAAUAGGCACCCUGACACCACAAGUGCACCUGACGUGUGCAGUGCAGCAGCGCUGAUUUGUGUGCACUCCUCAUCAUUCCUUCGUGCUUUUCAUGUUUUCCUUAGUUUUUUCAUGGAAGCUCAGCAUAUGAGCAGGCCUAUAGUUCUAUACUAGGAGGAAACAUUAAUUCUUUACUUUCUGUUAUGAUGUUUAAGCUCUUUGUUGUAAACAAGCACUUCUUUCUGCAUUGAAGCAUUUAGCUGCUCUUUACUGGAUCAGUUGUGCAAGUUCGUUUCAGUGCAAAAAAUUAAAUUAAGAAUUGGGUUUUGUUAAUUAUUGAUAUUUCAUUACUUGCACUAAUAGCAUGUAAUGUUUCAAUUCGUUCGCAUUUAUUGUGCUGAACCCUUCAAGAGAAUUUGAGUGGCUAUUUACUAUUGCUGUGUAAUGCAGUUAAAACAACCUUUUCUCAGGAAUUCAAAUUAUGCAAUUAUUAUGUGCUUUUUUGAUUCCUGCUAUGAUUCAACUGGUUUCAGUGAUACUAAAUGCGCUAAUAUGAAAUUUUUUGCUGCAGACCUUUGAGUACCUUGAAAAUUGCUUCGUAAUAAAGCAUUGUUCUCAUGGA